GAAACGAUCCGCUUAAACAGACGGUUGUUUGCUUUGAACGGACCCGUGGUGUUUGUGGUAUGUCACUUACUGGAUUUUAUAGAUCGCGGAACAAAAUUCAGUGAUCUUCUUCGGUUAUAAAUUCGAGUUUUAAAAAUUAUGCUCCUAUAACCGGCAUUUUUAAAGGAAUUCAGUUCAUACUAGAUUUUAAAAAUUAAAACUCGAUCAAUAAAAUUUUUGUGAUCAAAUUAAGUUGAGAUUUAUUUAAGAAUCUUCGUCUGAGAGUGAACUUGUGAUAUUUUUAAAAUUUAAGAAUUAUGUUAAUUUUGUUUAAAUUGAUCUUGUUUGUUGUAUCGUAACAUAACAGUGUCAUUUGUAAAAGAAUAACUAAUUUGUUUAUAAUAAUUAAAAACAAACACACAUACCUACAUUUGGAUUUAAAUGGAUAACCUUCAUUGCGAUCAAUCAGAUAAUAAAAUGGUUGAUGACGAUUUAAAUCAGCAGCAGCCUGGAAGUAAUCAACGUAAUCCCAAUCACACAUCGCCGUCGUCAAAAUUGGGCGGAGAAGCUUAUUGUGUGGAACACGUCUCAAUUGACAUCGAAAAAGCUGCUUCCAAUUCCAACGGCUACACCACCAACAACAACAACGGUAAAUUCAAUGGAAAUUCGUCACAUUCCAUAACCACAAACGGAAACGGAACAUCGCCGAGUAGCAGCACAUCGCCACCCGGCGGCGGAGGCCAUAAAAACCAGUCUUCGAAGCAAGAAAGAGAAAAGCUUGGGAGGCGAUCGCGAGCAGCAGUCUUUUUUCGUGCGGCUUUCGCGUUGGUUGGCUUUUGUCUUAUUAUCGCUGCUGUUGUGCUUCUCUGGUACUACAUGGGUUGGGAGUACGGUCUGCCAGCAUUGCUGGUCGCUUUCGUAGCUGUCGUCCUGUCAACGGUCGGCUGGAGAUGGUUCUAUAUUGCUGCUGUUACCAGUAGACGAGAUUUAACUGGAGUGCUUGCGUACAUAAGAAUUCUUAUUCUAAUUAAAAAAUAUGAAAAGAAAAACCUCACCAUUUCGGACAUUUUCCACAUGAAUGUUGCCAAACAUCCCGAAAAAGCUGCGAUUCUCUGCGACGAUCAAGUGUGGACUUUUAGACAAUUGAAUGAAUUUUCCAAUCGCAUAGCAAACCUUUUCCACAGUCAUGGUUAUAAGAAGGGUGACGUUGUGUGCUUGCUUCUGGAGAAUCGGCCAGAGUUUGUGGGAAUCUGGUUGGGUCUGUCGAAACUGGGGGUGAUCACACCGCUUAUCAAUACAAACUUGCGAGGACCUUCACUACUGCAUAGUAUCACGGUUGCAAAUUGUUCGGCAUUGAUUUAUGGUGAAGAUUAUGCGGAUGCUGUUGAGAGCAUCUCCAAGGAGUUGCCCUCAUCGUUGGCAAUCUAUCAAUUUAACAACAAAGAGAAGUCUCCGGUGACUGGCUUGGCCAAGGAUCUGACUACUUUGAUACAGAGUUCUUCCAGUGGUAAUGUGCCAGCUUCGGUUGAACCCGCAAACCACCACGAUAAAUUGGUGUACAUUUACACCUCGGGAACAACUGGCUUACCAAAGGCAGCUGUUAUAUCACAUUCCAGAUAUUUGUUCAUUGUCGCUGGAAUCCAUUACACGAUGGGUUUGAGGAGUGACGAUAUUUUCUACACCCCCUUGCCACUAUACCACACAGCUGGAGGUGUCAUGAGCAUGGGACAAGCACUUCUGUUUGGCGCUACAGUUGCCAUUCGCAAGAAGUUCUCGGCAUCAGGUUACUUUGCCGACUGUGUCAAGUUCAAUGCAACCAUUGGUCAGUACAUUGGGGAAAUGUGUCGUUAUAUCCUUGCCACUAAACCAUCUGAGAAUGACAAGAAACACAAAAUCCGGGUUCUAUUUGGCAACGGAUUGAGACCGCAAAUCUGGCCACAGUUUGUGGAGCGAUUCAACAUCCCGAAAGUCGGAGAAUUCUAUGGGGCGACUGAAGGAAAUGCAAAUAUCAUAAAUAACGACAAUACUGUUGGAGCUAUAGGAUUCGUUUCUCGAAUCCUUCCCACGAUCUAUCCUAUUUCGAUAAUCAAGGCUGAUCAAGAUACUGGGGAGCCGAUUCGAGGACCUGAUGGUCUUUGUCAACUGUGCAAGCCUAACGAACCGGGUGUAUUUAUUGGCAAAAUUAUCAAGGGCAAUCCUUCGAGAGAGUUCUUGGGCUAUGUGGAUGACAAGGCGUCGGCUAAAAAAGUCGUGCAAGAUGUCUUCAAGAAGGGAGAUGCUGCCUUUUUGUCAGGUGAUCUGCUAAUGGCUGACGAGCGAGGAUAUCUCUUCUUCAUGGAUCGAACGGGAGACACUUUCCGAUGGAAGGGUGAGAAUGUUUCAACGGGUGAGGUGGAGGCCCAAGUGAGCAAUGUAGCGGGCUACAAGGACACAGUGGUCUAUGGAGUUUCAAUUCCUCACACUGAGGGUAGAGCUGGAAUGGCUGCUAUCUAUGACCCAGAACGAUCUGUCGAUCUGGACACAUUUGCAGAGGAGCUUAAGAAGCUGCUUCCAACAUACGCACGACCACAGUUCCUGCGAUUCCUGACAAAAGUCGACCUCACCGGAACUUUCAAGCUUCGAAAAGUGGAUCUACAGAAGGAGGGCUUCAAUCCAAGCACGAUUGCAGAUUCACUCUACUAUCAAACUCCCAAAGGUCGAUAUGAACCCUUAACGGCUGAGAUUUACGAAAAAAUCAACAAAGCAGAGAUUCGAUUCUAAGCGCCGCGCGCCGCGCCGAUACGGGCCUUAUCUCUUCCUAUUUUGCCAGGCACUGUAUUUUCAAAAAUUAUACUUUUGAAAAGUGUUUAUUUUAUUUUUCUUCAUACCUAAGUAAGUUAUAUAUUUAAAUGUGAUGGGGAAUUUAAACGAUCGCGUCGUGUCGUUACAAAAAUGGGUCGGGUUUUGUUAUGGAUCAAUUUUUGGAUCAUUGCAGUUGUACAUUUAUAAUAUUCAUGAGACUUGUUCAAUCACAAAAUCAAAAAGAAAACAUUAAAUAGCGUGAAAAAGGGAAGAUAUUAAUGUUAUUAGACAUUUAUGUGCUAAUUUGCGGGAUUAUUUAUAAGAAUAAAAAAAAAAAAAAAAACAAACAAAAAA
Messenger RNA from Eupeodes corollae, 3114 nucleotides. It is a transcript of the gene Fatp2, whose product is annotated as long-chain fatty acid transport protein 4. Gene Ontology annotation, biological process: triglyceride homeostasis. Bases 421 to 2739 code for a protein of 772 amino acids. The transcript is spliced from 5 exons. The record is from RefSeq and is a predicted model, not a curated record. Lineage: Eukaryota; Metazoa; Arthropoda; Insecta; Diptera; Syrphidae. Gene Ontology annotation, molecular function: long-chain fatty acid transmembrane transporter activity; long-chain fatty acid-CoA ligase activity. Gene Ontology annotation, cellular component: endoplasmic reticulum.